This is a messenger RNA of Toxorhynchites rutilus septentrionalis, 2755 nucleotides long. RefSeq names its product transmembrane protein 64. Lineage: Eukaryota; Metazoa; Arthropoda; Insecta; Diptera; Culicidae. Bases 681 to 1775 code for a protein of 364 amino acids. The transcript is spliced from 5 exons. The record is from RefSeq and is a predicted model, not a curated record.
GUCGGAAUAGUAUGCACGUAUAUUCGUUUCAGCUUCGAUGCGAAGGAGUGUAAAUUGUUUUGUUAAUCGGUUGAGUAACAAGAACAAACUUCAAUUGCCUUUAUCGGUCCGUUUUCAAUACGCUACAGGCUGGAUGCUGCAACAUUCGAACGAUAGAAGCUCAGUUUAUUUAGCGUGUUUGGGACGAGAACGAAGUGUGAAAAUUAUCAAAAUAAAACGUUUUGUCUGCUGCGAUCGUCAAUGCCUGAUUUGUCGUACCUGCGUGCGUGUAUAUAUGUGUAGGAGGAGGUGAAAACUAUUCUUCGUUUAUCCCUUCAAUGAAGCAGUAAAGCAGGAAGGAGGGAACCCACACACCAAAAUGGAUCGAGCGGUGUCAAUUUUGCAGUGCGUUUUUUGAUUAGCCCAAGAAGUUUACCAAAAAAAUCACAAAAUAACACAAAUUAGAAAAGUUAGACAAUCAUAGCACUCAUUGACGGUGGAUCGAAGUGGGGCUAUUGGAAAGGAGAUCUCGCUUUUUAACAUUGAGUAGAAAGUGCAUAAUCUGCAAUUCAUCUUAGUGUAAAUAUCGGCAGUGAAAAGCAAGGAUAAUUGGUGCAUGGGAUCAUAGAAAAAAAUAUUCAAAAUUUAAUUGCAAAAUCUGAGCAGUCGCCAUCAUUGGGACAAGCGCUUGUGGAAGAAGCAUGGAAAUAAUCAUUAAUGAACCAUAUGAUGGGAUUUCAUCGAGGGACAACGAAAAACUUCGCCAAGUUUCGACACCAACGUUUUUACUAUCCUCGAUUGAAGAGGAAGACAGCACGUCAAUAUCAAUCAGCCCCAUACCUCCCACGAUAGGCAGAUCGUUCAUUUGCGACCUAGAUUUGCACACACCGUUGGUCGGAGCGAAAGAUCGACCCUACCACCAUCAUCUGCAAUUGAACCACAGUCAACAUCAGCUGCACAAUCUGCAGCUACAGCAGACCGGCACCUCUACCAGCAAAGCACCUAGCACCAGCAACAUGCGAGACAGUUACUGUUUCUAUCAGUCGCAACGAUUCAUUUCCAGGAAUCCAGUGCUCAACUACUUGCUGCCACUGUGCGCAAUAACGGUGCUAGUGUUUGUGAUAUAUGCCUUCCGAGACUACGCCAAAACGAUACUGUACUGGAUUGAAACGCAAAACUCGUGGAUAAUAUUCGGCAUCUUCCUGUGUCUGUUCACAAUCGUGAGCUUCCCGGUAACUGUGGGUUAUUUAGUGUUGAUAAUCAGCAGUGGUUACCUGUUCGGCUUCAUCAAAGGCUUGCUCACCGUAGUCAUAGGUGCCAACCUAGGAGUUGCCAUUGCACACAACACCAUCAAGAGUCUUCAGUCGAAGCUGCCUCUUCAGAAAUUAAUUAAGAACGAAACGGGUCGAGCCAUUCUGCGCGUGAUUUCUGGACCCCGCGCAUUUAAGAUAGUAUUAUUCGCCAGACUGACGCCGAUUCCUUUCGGAUUGCAGAACACAAUCUUCGGGAUCAGCGCAGUAAACUCGCGGAGUUAUCAUACAGGUACCGUUAUUGGUUUGCUGCCUGCCCAGGCAAUCAACGUGUAUCUGGGCUCAAAAUUACGUUCGAUCCACGAAGUGCUAAACGAUCAUAACGCAGCCCUUGGACUAGCCGGGUACGGUGUGUUUGUGGUAGAGGUUAUUGUUGGUGCUGCGUUGAUGGUUUGGGUCAUUCAGAAGGCACGAACAGAACUAUCCGUAGCACUGUUGUCAGAUAUGGACUCAGACGAGAAAAUCAUUAUCGAAGUUGAAGCAUAGAAUUUGUUGGAGGACAGCUGAGUGAAAGCCGUGGAUCGGAAAACAAAGAACGAAUCAAGUCGAAUAUAUAAGUUAAGUAUUAAAAGAAGGAAAGACUAUUACGAGAUGAUCUGUGGUUAAUGAUGGUUUUUUUUUGUUUCCACGAAACUGACAGAAUCCUAGAGCCUUCCAAUUGGAGGAAUUAUUAUAGUUGUAACGAAUAAUUUUGCUAUCAAGUCUUGUCUAUCGUUAAGUUGUUAUUAAUGAACCGUCCAAGUGUUUUGUAUGUGUAAUGGCUGUUAUAGUUUUACAAGUUUUCCAAACCGUGAACAUAGAACAACGGCGAUAUAGUGAUUACAUUUACAUGUCAGUAGCGAUGCAAAAAGGCGCUUCCCGCAUGUUUGCGACAAAAAACGUGUACCGGGUAGAUGUUGAUAUUGUUUAUUUGCGCUUGUAUUUUACGGUUAGUGGUCACAUCAACGACGAAUCUAAGAAUUUAGGUUUCAUACCCACAUUCAGAAAUCUUCCCACUACCAAGUGUUUUUCGCUGUUCUCCAGCAUCGGUGAAAUCUCUAGAUUGGAUUAUUAAAUUUAAGCCAUCGAAUAGUACAAAUCAGUGCGCGCGUUCGUAUUCUUCUUGAUUUGAUAUUUAAUUUUUUGAACCUCUCCCGUUUUUUACAAAUAUACUGACGAUAAUAUUUUUCUGUGCAUUUUGCGGAUGAUUUUUUAAAAAUAUUGAAUGAUUUUCCAACAAUCUCGUAUGUCCUUUAAUCAUCUUGUAUAUAUGUAACAUGUGAUAAAAAUGCUCGGAAAUUUACGUCAACGAUCAAUAGGGUAAAAUUAAGUGCAGUAAAGGAGACGUUUGCAGCGCAAAGGAUGCAGUUUCAGUGUCCACUGUCCUUUGUUAUUUAUGUCCUAUAUUCCUGUAUAAAGAUUAGAAAACCAAUGAUGUAAUGAUAAACGUAAGAAUUCCUAAAAAGACUCUAAAAUCUAAAUAAAAA